Messenger RNA from Penaeus vannamei (Pacific white shrimp), 1480 nucleotides. RefSeq names its product dehydrogenase/reductase SDR family member 7. Lineage: Eukaryota; Metazoa; Arthropoda; Malacostraca; Decapoda; Penaeidae. The record is from RefSeq and is a predicted model, not a curated record. Gene Ontology annotation, molecular function: oxidoreductase activity.
UUCUAUUUUGACUGAUGUCGCUCUUGUAUGCAAGCGCGUGUCUCCACAUUACUUGGUUGGUUCGUUCGAUGUCGUGAGGUAUCAUUCAGCUGUUCCCUAAUAAUUUCAGUCUCGAUGCGACUUCCACAUGUGACUUGCACCAGCAAGUGUCGCUACAUUUGUUCUGUCGGGUCACUAUUGCAAGUUUGCCUGAUACUGUCCACAAGGAGUUGAAUAUCAGCACAAUGGAUUGGUUCUAUAUUGCUGCUGGAUGUGUUGGUAUCACACAGCUGGUACUUGACUGCUGGACUUGGAUUCAGACAUUUAAGAUACUUGGAUUUUUAGCUUUCUUAAGAUAUGUUAUAUUGCCAGCAGACUGUGAUCUAACCCUCUUUUUGUUCAAACACUUUGGAAAGCCAGUUGAGAGUCUUGAGGGUCGUGUUAUAUGGAUCACAGGAGCUUCAAGUGGGAUCGGUAAAGCGCUUGCUAUUCGACUGGCAAAAGCAAAAGUAAGAGUUGUUCUCUCUGCACGGUCUGUAGAGAAUUUGAAUGAGGUGAAGCAGAAAUGUAUCGAAACUGGAGGCUUAGAGGAGAAAGAUGUUCUUGUCUUGCCAUUAGAUAUGGUUCAGUAUGACCAACAUCAGUCUGCAUUUGAUAAAGUGAUUGAACACUUUGGAGAGCUGGACAUUCUUGUGUGCAACGCUGGCCGUUCACAGCGUGGCCGGUGGGAGAUGAUUGACCUAGAGGUGGACCGUGAGCUCUUUGAAUUGAAUGUAUUUUCGCUCAUAGCCCUGUCCCGGAGGGUGGUCAAGUAUUUCCUACAAAAGGGGAAGGGACAUGUAGUGGUGACCUCAAGCACAGCAGGAAAGUUGGGAGCUCCCAUGUCUGGUUCCUAUACGGCUUCAAAACAUGCAUUGCAGGGAUAUUUUGACUGUCUACGUGUUGAGAAGGCAGGGUGUGGUUUAGAUAUCACCAUGUUCUGUCCAGGCCCUGUGGAUUCUAAUCUCCUCAAAGUGUGUUUCACAGAAGAGAAAGGGAAGGAACUUGGCCAGGAAAGGAAAGGCAAAAGAAUGUCAGCGGAACGUUGUGCAGAUCUCUUUGCCAUAUCAAUUGCCAACAAACUGUCGGAGGUUUGGGUAGCUGAUCAACCAGUCUUAACCAUGUAUUACCUAAACCAGUUUAUUCCUUCACUGAUGAAAUGCGCUUUACAGGUUCUUCCGCUGAAGGCAAUAAUGAAAUUGCGAGAUGGCAGAGAUGAUGCAGCUCAGCUAACGGGUGCAGAGGGAAAAAAGGAAUGUUGAUUUAUAUGUACAUAAGUAAAACUUUCUUGUAUAGUACUGAACUAAUGGCAGAAGCGAAAGAUUCAUAAACUAAAUGGUGCUUAAAUUACAUGGAUACAUUUUGUGAUAAAGAUUGUUGCCUUAUCAUAUAUAUUGGGGUUUGCCAUAAGGCCUACAUAUUCAUAUGUAUCAUAUUUCUUACAUUAUAUUUUUCUCAUUAA